Messenger RNA from Exserohilum turcica Et28A, 231 nucleotides. RefSeq lists its product as uncharacterized. Lineage: Eukaryota; Fungi; Ascomycota; Dothideomycetes; Pleosporales; Pleosporaceae. The record is from RefSeq and is a predicted model, not a curated record. The transcript is spliced from 2 exons. The coding region runs from base 1 to 231 and encodes 76 amino acids.
AUGCAGUUCUCCAUCGUCUCCGUCGUUGCGCUUGCCGCUACCGCCUCGGCAUCCUACAUCUCCCCAAACGGCACCGCUACCUCGGCUUACUACCCAACCGGCACUGCUGCUCCCACCCACACCAGCGCCAUGCCCACCAAGUCGACUCUCCCCUUCACUGGCGGCGCCUCGCACAUGGCCGGCUCUGCUUUUGGUCUCAUCGUCGCUGGCGGUGUUGCUUUUAUGCUCUAA